AUGGAAGGUCUCCCUGGAGCGAUGGGAGAAAAAGGUGUGCAAGGCCAUCCCGGUCAGCCAGGAAAUAUCGGCGACCCUGGUGAUCCCGGAGAAGUCGGCUCUGAUGGUUCUCAGGGCGAACGAGGAAUUCAGGGGCCUCCUGGUCCUCAAGGCACUACUGGCGCUUUGGGGCAGUCAGGACAACAGGGCCCUAUUGGUUUGGACGGUCCGAUGGGCCCUCCAGGCUUUGACGGUGCACCCGGAAGGGACGGAAGGGAUGGACCGUCAGGGAGUAACGGAAAUAGAGGCGUUAUUGGAGAGCCUGGAGAGAAGGGGACUAUGGGCCCUCCUGGCCGGCCGGGUGUAAGAGGAAUCCCUGGAGAAAUGGGCUUUAAGGGACCACGCGGGCCCUUCGGGGUAUUGGGGCCGCCAGGGCUUCUGGUGAGCAUUGAGAUGAGGUGCAGAUAA
This is a messenger RNA of Protopolystoma xenopodis, 447 nucleotides long. The record is from the annotation of a GenBank genome assembly. Lineage: Eukaryota; Metazoa; Platyhelminthes; Monogenea; Polystomatidea; Polystomatidae.